Molecule: messenger RNA, 1563 nt
Organism: Fusarium venenatum
Lineage: Eukaryota; Fungi; Ascomycota; Sordariomycetes; Hypocreales; Nectriaceae
Source: RefSeq, a predicted model, not a curated record
AUGCCCAACCCUCUCAAAGCAAGUUAUCACUUCUUAGCCUGGAUUCUGGACCACGAUCAAGUCCCAAACGACAUACGACGUAGUCUAGAGCUCGUUCGAACAUGUGAUUCAGAUCUCCAACACCUCAUCGAACUCAGAAACGACUGUCUUCCUCUCCUUCAGCGUCGUCCAAAGGUUCUUCAGCGUGUGCACACAAUUAUAGAAUCCGCACAGAACGGACUCCAAGAAGUCUGUGAGAUUGUCGAGAGAUGUCGUCCGGAAAACGAUAGAGGUUCUAGAACAACCUUUUCCAAGCGUAUGGCAUGGGUUCUUGUUGAGUCUUCCGAGUUCAGGAGUCAAGAACCCAUUGUUAGUCGGCACCAUGCUGCUGUGCUGGCUGAGUUGAACUUCUUGAGGCAGAUUGCUCUUAUGGCUCCUAUUGCUGGACCGGAAGAGCGCAAGGAGAAGAGAGGCAUCGUGAAAGAAGCUACAGUAUUUGAUAAUGUUGCUUUACUGGGAGAUCUUUUGGGGGAUACAACAAGUGAGUCGAACUUUUUCUCCCACAGGUACACCCGACUACAGUGCUCUGAUUCAACCUCAAUAGUCCCUUCUGAGAAACAACCCCCGGUAACCCAGACUAUUGCACCUCAGCCACCUAUCAUAGUUCUCAACGCAAAUACGGAAUCACUCGCCCACUCCAAAAUAUCAUCACUACAAGCUCCCGCAUCUCUACAGCGCCAAUCGAGCUCUCAGACGUUACACAUAGAACACGCCUACGACUCUUUACCAGAAGUUCUUCCAGUCAACAUGACAAGCGUUGCUCCAUCAAGAUCACUAACUACAAGUUCCAAGUAUGACACCAAAGAUCUAGUAGGGCUUUCUCUGCUUCUCGGAGACCCGCUUGAUUUUGAAAACUGUCCAACACCAUCACCAGUUUCUCAGAGGGAAGGCAUGAAGCGACCAGUGACAGUUCCAGCUCCAUCUUCAGCUCCAUCUCAAGUAUCAAUCAAUGGUCCCCCGCGAAAUCAAUCUAUUUAUGGCGAGUCAAAUCAACUACCUCCAUACAACCCAGAAGACAGUGUCUCCGACUUGAGUCAAGCCAGUAUAAACUCAUACGAAUCUUCAUCUCUAUCAUCAAACAUCUCAAGCCCUCUCCACCACCGCCCGUCCGCUCUAUCUGUACUCUCUUCUACCGCACAGGCACCAAGCCAGCAUUGCCAAAGCUGCUCUAAUCGCUACCCUGGCCAGUUUGUAUGGACAAACUCGUCUUCUACAACCAUCUCUAUAGCAUCACCAUAUUUCUACGACAACAACCCCCUGCUUUCCCAGCCGAUUGCUGAACUGGAUACUUCUCCAUAUCACAUGGUCCCAAUAGUUGAUGCACCACUCCACCAUGACCGGUCGGGCGAUCAGACAAUGGCUGUGCAGGUCAACAUAACACCUGUUGAGCUUCCUGCACAGGAGAGGCAGCCUGCAAAGCCCAAUCUACGCCGUCAAACUAUACGCCUUGGUUCCAGCAGGCGUGGACGUACGCUCAGCGAGCCAGGCUCAUCGUUACAACAGCAAGACAAAAAGCCACACUAG